AUGACGUCAGAGGGCGGCAACAGGGGACAGGAGAAAACAAGUCCAGUAGCUCCCCAGGCGCAAGGGGGCCCUACGCAAAAUAGAAACCAAAGAACUAACAGAGGCCGAAGGGUUCCCCCUAUCACUGUGUUCGAGACGAAAGGGUACACUACCUUGAUAGGGCAGAUUCAAGGAAAACUAACAGGUGCCCUUAGUACCUCAUACAAGGGUGAUAGCAUCGUCUACCAGGCUACAAACCCGGAGGAUUUUCAAUACCUCAAGCAAGAAUUCAGAAAGCGCAAUCUAGAAUUCUUCACGUACAAUGACGACCCGAAGAGCACACUGAAGGUCGUCGUUAAAAGACUGACGCCCUACUGGACCCCAGAGGACGUCAAGAAUGCACUCGCCGAGAAGGGCUUUCCGGUGCAAGACGUAUUCCAAAUGUCUAAACCGCAGACUGAAAUCGAUGACUCUGGAAACGUAGUAUCAGCGCCAAGGAGAAAAACGGCCAAUUUCCAGGUCAAUCUAUUGAACACGGCGGAGGCCAGGAAAAUAUUUAAAGUAGAAAGACUACUUCAUAUGAAAGUCACCAUAGAACUAUACCAAAAACCUAGUGGGCCCACACAGUGUUAUUUAUGCCAGAGAUUUCGACACGGGGCAAACCAAUGCGAACUCGCCCCCAGGUGCGUCAAAUGCGCAGGACCGCAUCUUUCUGGCGCCUGCACAAAGAAAAGGGAAGAACCGGCCAUAUGUGCCAACUGUAGGGGCAAUCAUCCAGCCUCCUUCAGGGGCUGCCCGGAAAGACUGAAGAUCGUCCAGGCGUGGGAGCGCCAGCGAGCUUCAGCUCCCAGAAGGCAAGAACCACUUCCCAGAAUUCCACUGAGAAACCCCAACCCCCCUCCAGCUCCCCCCAUGGAAGUUGUGGUUUCUGCCAGAGCAGAAUCCACAAGCCUUCCAAACCCUGCCCAACCCCAACGGAGUACACAACCAUCUGCUCCACAACAUCAACCACGCCACGAAGAAAGCCCUAUUGGCAACAGGACUUUAGCCGAGGUUGUGAAAACUGGGCGCACUCCUCCCCCCCCAAAUACCCCUAAACCAAAGCCUCAACGAUCCCCCCUCAAGGCAACUCUACCUAUUAACAGAACUCCACCCCAACAGGUCGCCUCUCCCCCACAAAACAUACCCCUCCCCACCCCAACCCAACCUGUAACAGAGAAGGCAGCAACAACACCACUGCCCUCAACAUCAAAGGCCACAAACGUACAACCACCAAGAGCCAUACCAGCCCAAGACAUACCCACCGAACCCGCCCAAGCCACAACUGCACCAGCAGUUACCAACAACACUAUUAACAUCGUCAGUGGCCAGACCACUGCGCAGGAACGUUCCGUUCAGGUCGAACAGGAACAGCCACUCCAGUUGCUCUCUAAGAUUUGGGCGUUUAUAAAGUCCCUCAUUUCACCAGCCUUCCUUGAAGGCAUAACUCAGCUAUGCACCAAAAUAGCAGCAGCCCCGGACCUCAUCUCUACAAUCUCAAUACUCGCCACCAACAUCCUACCACUGCUCUCCAAUGGCAAAUGA
This is a messenger RNA of Schistocerca piceifrons (Central American locust), 1563 nucleotides long. Its product is annotated as proline-rich protein 36-like. The record is from RefSeq and is a predicted model, not a curated record. Bases 1 to 1563 code for a protein of 520 amino acids. NCBI's taxonomy places the organism in Eukaryota, Metazoa, Arthropoda, Insecta, Orthoptera, Acrididae. The transcript has a single exon.